This is a messenger RNA of Eimeria acervulina, 7440 nucleotides long. RefSeq lists its product as hypothetical. Bases 1 to 7440 code for a protein of 2479 amino acids. The transcript has 6 exons. The record is from RefSeq and is a predicted model, not a curated record. Lineage: Eukaryota; Apicomplexa; Conoidasida; Eucoccidiorida; Eimeriidae.
AUGAUGCCCCAAAUUGAGGACUCAAUGCGACAGCAGCUGCUGCUGCAGGGGCAGCAGCAGCAGCAGCAGCAACCGCAACACCAGCAGCAACAAACCCUCUCCAUGCAGCCUCACACACUCUCCCACCCAAUCCGGAAGGAGCAGCAGCAGCAGCAGCAGCAGCAGCAGCAACGCUUUGAACAGCACCAUGGGUUUUCCAACUUGCAGCAGCAGGUCGCUCCCCAGGGGCUCCAGGCGGGCCAGCAGCAGCAGCAGCAGCAGCAGCAGCAGCAGCAGCAAGAGCAACAACAACAGCAGCAGCAGUGGCAGGGAAUGCUGCGAAACACCGGGAUCCUGGAGGCUUCUGUGCUGCAGCAGCAAAAGGCAUCGGCGCUGCAGCAGCAGCAGCAGCUGCAGUUGCAGGCCUGUACCUCUCUUUGGGCGAAGCAGCAGCGGCUGCAGCAGCAGCAACUGCAACAACAGCAGCAGCAGCAGCAGCAGAAUGAAUCCACCCUUUUAGAGCUAAGAGAGACUAAGGGCGGCGCUGCAGUGCCCGUCGGUGUUACUUCUGGAUGCAGCAGCAGCAACAGCAACAGCAGCAGCAGCACAGACAGCAGCAGCAAUAACGCGGGUGGAGCAUCUGCGUUUUUUCAUAACAGCAGUAGCAGCAGCAGCAGCAGCAACAGCAACAUCAGUAGCAGAAGCUUGCCCUCGUCUCCUCUGCAGCAAAGGGGGUCUCUGCGGCUGCAGCUCUCCCCAAUGUUGCUGCAACAGCAGCAGCAGCAACCGUCUCAUUCCCCUGGAAACGAGCAGCAGCAGCAACAACAGCAACAGCAGCAGCAACAAAAGCUGCUGCAGCAACUCUCGCACUACCGCCAGGCCCCCCCCUUCGUUCGCCGCGCUUCUACUGGCCUUCGGAAGUUCACUCCAAACAACAGCAGCAGCAGCAACAGCAGCAACAGCAACGACAGCAGCAGCAGGGACAGCAGCAGCGACAUCGGUACCUGCGGCAGCAGCCGGGGCAGAGGAAGCAGCACCAACUCCAGGCGUCUGCCUGAACUUCCGCAGUUGCUGCAGCCUCCUCCAGUGCUGCAGCAAAACUUGUGGCAGCAGCAGCAACAGCAGCAGAGCCUGCUUAGCGGCAGCAGCAAACAGGGAACCUUUUCUCCUACCUUUGAGGCAACCACACCCAACAGCAACAGAUGCUCUGCGGCAGCAGCGAAUUCACCAGCAGCAGCGGCAACGCUAGCAGCAACAACAGCAGCAGCACCAGCAACAGCAACAGCAGCAACAGCAGCGGCAGCAGCAGCAACAGCAGCAACUGGGGUGCCCCAGAUCGAUUGCAAACCCACCCUAGCAAACGCGGCACUUCCUGCUCCUGCUGCUGCAGUGGAGCAGCAGCAGCAGCAGCUGCUGCUGCUGCUUCAACAGCGUCAGCAGCAGCUGCAACAGCAACAGCAGCAGCAGCAGCAGAAGCAGCUGCAGCUGCAGCUGCAGCAGCAGUCGCCGCAGCAACGGAUUCACGUUGCUUCGUCGCAUGAGGCAUUGUUAGAGGAAGUAGCAGCAGUUGAGGCUGUUGCAGCAGCAGCAGCUGCUGCAGCAGUUGACGCUGCUGCUGCUGCCAGGAUGCGUGACUUUGCUGCGGCAAGGAACAGCAGAAUAUCUGCUGCUUGCGUCGGCCCAAGGUCGCCCAAGCAGCAGCAGCAGCAGCAGCUACUGCAGCAGCUGCAGCAGCUGCAGCUGGAAGCAAUCGAAGCAGCAGCAGCAGCAGAACAGCAGCAAAUGCAGCAAAUGCUACCGGCUGUCUCCUUGACGCGCCUUCGUGAAGCGGCUGAGGGCAGCAGCAGCAGCAACAGCAGCAACAGCAACAGCAACAGCAACAACAACAGCGACAGCAGCUGCAACAAGAGCAGUAGCAGCAGCAGCAACAGCAGCAGCCCAAGCCUCUGCGUAAAGGAUAGCAGCACUGAAUGCACUUGGGCCAGCAGCAGCAGCAGCGACAGUGAGCCUGAACGGGCAGCCAACCCCAGCAGCAGCGGCAAUGACAACAGCAGCAGCAGCAACAGCAGCAGCAGCAACAGCAGCAGCAGCAACAGUAGCAGCAUCCCCCGAGUUGAAGAACUCCAAACAAAUGCAAAUUCGGAUGAAGACAGCAACUUUAAGUGGCAUGGGAACCACACAAGCAGCAGCAGCAGCAGCAUCAGCAGCAGCGGCAACAGCAGCAACAGCAAUUACGACAACCUGAGCAGCAGCAGCAGGAAGAGAAGCGACAGCAGGAACAGAAGCGACAGCAGCAACACCACUACCGACAGCAGCAAUAACAUCAACAGCAACAUCAGCAACAACAGCAGCAGCAUCAGCAGCAACGGCGCAGCAACCCCACAGCAGCAGCAAAAGGCUUUCAGUUGUGGAGAGGAAUCCGAGAAGAUAUUUCGUUUGGUUAGAGAGGGGGCGGCACAUAAAGGGGGUGCACAGGCAGCAGCAACAGCAGCAGCAACAGCAGCAGCAACAACAGCACCAGCAACAACAGCACCAACUGCAGCAGCAGCAACAGCGACUACGAGCCCAAAAGCAGCAGCAGUAGCAGCAGCAGCAAUAGCAGCAACAACAGCAGCAACAGAGUCAGCAGCAGCAGCAGCAGCCUCACCAACGGUAGCAGCAGCAAGAUAUCCUGCUGGUGCUGCUAGCAGUACUGUAAACGAAUUCUACGAGCCCCAACCAGCUGCAGCAGCAGCGUCAGCAGCAGCAGCACGAUCAGCAACAGCAGCAGCAGCAACAACAGCAAGUGAAGCAGCAGAAGCAAUGCCAGCAGCAACAGCGACACCGGCAGCAUGCAAAAACAGCAUUGCAGGGCUGGAUCCAGCAGCAGCAUCAGCAGCAGCAGCAACAGCAGCAGCAGCAAGGCCAGCAGCAGCAGCAGCAACAGCAAUGGCCACUACUGCCGCAGCUGCAGCACGAGCAACAUGUGCUGGUGCUGCUUCUUCUUCUGCUAGUGCAGCAGCAUAUGAUGAAGCACAUAGCUCUGCUGCUGCUGCUGAGGCUGCAGCAAGUUUGCCGAGCUGUACAUACACCUCAAACGAAGACUUCUUGUCCUUAGACAAAUGGAUGAAGCUGCUGCCCUCCAGCGAAGCUGAAGUCGCAGCAGCAGAAAAGGCCGUGGCUCUAGUGCAGCAGCAGCAGCAGCAACAGCAGCAACAGCAACAGCAGCAGCAGCAGCAGCAGCAACAAGGUGCCCCAAGAGAAGUACCAGAAGAGACUGAAGAUGCAGCAGAGCAGUUACUGGACCUACACCUCAUCGACGGUGAUUUGCUGAGGCAGCACUGGCUGCAUGCAGCAGCAGCAGCCGAUGCCUUGGAGCCCCAACUGCAGCAGCAGCAGCAGCAAGAGCAACAGCAGGAGUAUUCGUUGAUCCUUCUGCAGCAACAGAGCUCAGAAGCCGCCAGCAUGACGCCGCAGGCCUCCCCCAAUACAGCAGCAGCAGCGGGAGCAGCAGCAGGAGCAGGAGCAGCAGCAGCAAAGCGGCGCGACCUUGCUGCUGCUGCGUUGCGGUGUGUGUGUGUUAUGCAUUCCGUCUGCUACUGGCAGGGCCUCCACGAUGUUGCUGCUGCUCUUACUUUUUUGCUGCCAACGCCUUCGCUGCUGCAGCUUGUGCUGCUGCUGCGGAAGCUGCUGCAGCGGGUGGCUCCCUGGUUGCUGCUGCCACCGCAGCAGGCCCUGAACUCCUCUCGCGCUGUCAGUAAACUCUGGUGCGAGCUGCUGCAGUUUGCUUCUCCGGGUGUAUCUGCAGCUAUUGAAGAAUUAACAGAAGAUGAGCCGCAGCGGCUGCUAAACUCACAAGAACCACUGGACCACUGUUUGCUGCUGCCUUGCAACCGAUGCCUCCAGCAGCAGCAGCAGCAGCAGCAGCAAACAGAUUCACCGCCAGCUGACGGAAUGCACAGUGCUGCUGCAGGGCCGGUUGCUGCUGCUUCUGAGAUGCAACCGUAUGCACCGCAGGACGAUGGAAGCAGCAGCACGAGCAGCAGCAGCAGCAAGAGCAGCAGCAGCAGCACGAGCAGCAGCAGCAGGCUCUCCAACUGCCGCCGCUUCCUUGCUCGUCAUGUGGGGGGUUUGCUGCUGCUGCUCUCACGAACGCCUCCGUCGGUGCUGCUGCAGCUGCAGCAGCUGCUCAAGGCUUGCAGGGAGUUAGGCCAGCUACUAUUCCUGCAGCAGCAACAGCAGCAGCUGCAGCCGCAGCAGCAAAAGCAGCAGAAGCACGGAGCUGCCCUUCACCUCAACACGGAACAGAGACAGGCAGAGCAGCAGCUACAGCAACUGCAGCAGCAGAUUGCUGCAUGCAGCUGCCUCUCUCUCCCUCCAUCUGAACUCCUUGAAGGUCUGGCAGCAGCAGCAGCAGCAGCAGCAACAGCAGCAAAAGCAGCAAAAGCAAAAGCAGCAACAGCAACAGCAGCAACAGCAGCAACAGCAGCAACAGAAGCAGCAAUCACUGCUUCUCAGCUUGAACAGAAGAUAGCCGGGUUUACAAGGCAAGGAAGUAUACCCCAUUCGGUUGAACAAAUGCAGCAACAGCAGCAGCAGCAGCAGCAGCAACUCAAACAUGCAGCAGCAAGAAGCAGCACGGGACAGCAAGCAGAAGCCCUUGUGCUGCAGCAGUUCCUUGACUGUCUGCAGGGUAGGCUUGCAUUGUACGUUCAUGCAGAAAACAGCAGCAGCAGCAGCAGCAGACACUGGCGUUUGGAAGGCUGUCUUGUACGCAUUGUUGAUGUGCGGGGACAGCAGCAGAAGCUGAUUGCAGAAGAAGCAGCACUUUUGCUGCUGCAGCGCCUCGGGUGCUCGGUUCAAAAGGGCCUCUCCUUUCCUCUCCAGCAGCAGCAGCAGCAGCAGCAGCAGCAGGCGCUGUCAAAGCAACCGCCGCAUGCAAAUCAAACAGGCCUAUUGAGGAGGAGGCCCAUCCGAGGUUCUCCUGCUGCUGACAGCGGCAGCAGCAGCACCAACCUGCAGCAGCAACUGCAGCAGCAGCAACAGCAGCAGCAGCAGCAGCCGCGGAAGGAUGGAGCUGGUAGAGAGCCCUUGACACCAACGAAGCAGCAGCAGCAGCAGCCACACUCCCCAGUUCCUGCUCGUAGAAACAGCAGCGGCAGCAGCAGCAGCAGCAGCAGCAGGCAACAUGUGCAGCAGCAGCAAGCAGAGAUAUAUGAUGGCGACGACAUCAGAGCGCCGUUUACAAUCAACGUGGUGCUAGAGAGGGGAAGAGAGGAAGCAAAGGAGCAGCAUAAAGGUGCUGCACAAGCAACAAAGACACUAAAGACCCUGGCGCAGCAAGGCGUUGCUGGCCUGCUGCUGCUAGAGGGCGGGGCCCCUGCUCUUGCUGCUGCAGCAGCGGGGGCCCCUCCUCCGCAGCAAAGGAAAACGACGAAUCUAACAGACAGCAGCAAGAGAAGCAGCAUAAAGAGCAGCAACAACAGCAGCAGCAUCAGCAGCAACAGCAGCAGCAACAGCAACAGCAACAGCAACAGCAACAGCAGCACCAGCAGCAGCGCUCGAAGGUCUCUUCCAGUGGAUUGGUUUGCUGCUGAAUCGCCAGGCACAGCGCCAGUGGCAGUUAAAGCAGCGAAUGCAGCAGCAGCAACAGCUGCAGCAACAGCAGCAACAGCAGCAGCAGCAGCAGCUGCUGCUGCUGCUAGAGGGGUAUCAAUAGGCACAGAAGCAAUCGCUUCCUUUGCCUUCGGUCUCUUUAACUUAGCAGCAGAUGGUUUGAAAGAAGAGCAGCAGCAGCAGCAGCACCCUGGGGCUGCACUCACAGCCAAGCAACAGCAGCAGCAGCAACAGCAAGUGCAGCAGAAGGAGCAACUGCAACAGAAAGAGCAACGGCAGCAGCAGCAACAGCAGCAGCAGCAGCCUCCGCUGUUGCUGACUCAACAGCAACAAGUGAUGCAGCAGCAGCUGCAGCAGAGACAGCAACCACUGAGGCAGAAACCAGGGCAACAGCAGCAGCAACUGCAACAGCAGCAAGGACUGCAGCAGCAGCAAGGACUGCAGCAGCAGCAAGGACUGCAGCAGCAGCAAGGACAGCAGCAACACCCGCAGCAGCCACAACAACAGCACCAGAAGCAGCAGCAGCAGCAGGACCAGGACCAGCAGCAGCAACAAGAGCAGCAACUACAACAACAGCAACAGCAGCCGCAACAACAGCAACAACAGCAGCAGCUGCAGCAACAACAACAGCAGCAGCUGCUGCAGCAAGACCAACAGCAGCAGCAGCAGCAGCAGCAAGGGGGGGCCGAUGAGUUGAAGUAUGCAGUAAGCCUGAAGACAGCAGCAACGCCUCCGCUUCUGUCUCCUUCUGUCUCUGCCUCUCUUCCCUCUAAACCUCAGAAGCAAAAUGAUUCAUUUUUUCUCAAGCUAGCUGCACACCUAAGCAGCAGCAGCAGCAGCAGCAGCAGCAGCAACAACAGCAGUCAGCAGCAGCAGGGAGCAGACACCCGAGGACCUCAGCCUUUCUGGCUGCCUCUGCAGCCAACGCGGCAGACGCUGUCUCAGGCUGCGUCUGGCGCUGCAGCAACUGCUGCUGCAGCAGCAACAGCAGCAGCAGCAGCAGCAACAGCGGCAGCAACAGCAGCAACAACAACAGCAACAACAACAACAGACAAUGAGCGGCGUUGGAAGCGGGAUGUUGCUGCCUCAGGGGAGCAGCAAAUGAUGCUGCUGCAGCAGAUCCUGCAGCGCCUACGCUCAGCAGACUCAGCGCAGCAGCAGCAAGAGCAGCAGCAAGAGAAACUGCAGCAGCAACAACUACUGCCAGCACGUAGCAGCAGAAGCACCAUCCACGCCCCCGCACAUCAUGCUGCUGAUUCACCUGUAGUGCUGCAGUGGCAGCAACGCAGCAGCAACAGCAACAGCAGCAACAACAGCAGCAGCAGCAGCAGUAGCAGCAACACCAUGAGGACAGGCGGUAUGCAAAGUAAUUAUGUAGCUGCAGAUCGUUCUAAGGUCCGGCGGCUGACAGCGGCUUCUGCUGUGCCUAACUACGCAGCAGCAACAGCAGCAGCAGCAGCAGCAGCAGCAGCAGGUGCUGGUGCUGGUGCUGCAGCAGCAGCACCUGCUGCUGCUGCAGUUGGAAGUAUCCUGCCAACGCCAUCUACCACGCUGCGCCGGUGCAGCAGCAGCAGCAGCCUUGGUGUAGCAGCAGCAGCAGCAGCAGCUACUACGAGCAGCAGCAAAUGGCAGUUUGCUGCUUCACCUCUCAGCAAUUCUUAUUCCAAGGCAGAGUUGCUGUCUCCGUCUACAGCAGCAAAGCUGCUGCAGCUGCCUGCAGCAGGCAGCUCAGCAGAAUGCAGUGUGAAGCAGCAGCAGCAGCAGCAGCAACAGCAGCAACAGCCAAAAUUGUUUAAGAGAAGAAGUUUGCUGCUCUCACCCUCAGCAAGAGCAACAGGAGCAACAGCUCUUCGGCGUGACACAUAA